AUGGUAGUGCGAUCUCGAGGUUUAGCAACAGCAGCAACAACAUCGUCGAAAUUGAGACCGACACCACCCAAGAAGACUUCGCGGGCAGAACAGCGCAAAUAUGAAUUCUACGACUUGAUCUUGCGCACCCCGUCGCAUCCAGUCCACCCCAUCGAGGCCAGCCUAAUGAGCGCGAAGCAGCUCGAGAAGUUGAAGUUGGCCACCAAGACCCGCUUCGAGGGCAACUACUCCAUCGACACCUCGAUGACACCAGAAGAACGCAUCCGGGUGGUGUUUGGCGGCCGCAUCAAGGGCGAAGACCGCCAGUCGUCGAGCCGGGUCGAGCGCGGCGAGUCGCGCGUGAUCGCUGGAGUCACGGUGCCGCUGAGACCACCGGAACCUGACAACUGCUGCAUGAGCGGAUGCAUCAAUUGCGUGUGGGAGCUCUUUGAAGAGGACUUGAAGGAGUGGAGCGAGAAGCGAGAAGAGGCGGCGCUGAAAUUGGUGGCUGCGGGACCUGCGGGUGGGAGAUGGCCCGAGCAUUUCCACGCGCCUUUGAAGUUGCUUGAUCGUGCGCAUUAUCCGGAGUCGCUCAAGGACAAGUCCGAUGACGAGUUGUUUGGCGGGGCUAAGGGACACCAGGGGAGCUCGAAAGCUGAAGAGGAUGAAAAGUGGGGGGAUGUGCCGGUGUCGAUUCGUGUGUUUGCUGCCACGGAAAAGAGAUUGAAGUUGAAGCAUAAGCAGGACGAGGGGGCACAACCGUAG
Lodderomyces beijingensis is the source of this 744-nucleotide messenger RNA. The record is from the annotation of a GenBank genome assembly. Lineage: Eukaryota; Fungi; Ascomycota; Pichiomycetes; Serinales; Debaryomycetaceae.